Messenger RNA from Momordica charantia (bitter melon), 2275 nucleotides. Its product is annotated as serine/threonine-protein kinase D6PKL2. The record is from RefSeq and is a predicted model, not a curated record. Gene Ontology annotation, biological process: protein phosphorylation. Gene Ontology annotation, molecular function: protein kinase activity; ATP binding. NCBI's taxonomy places the organism in Eukaryota, Viridiplantae, Streptophyta, Magnoliopsida, Cucurbitales, Cucurbitaceae.
UUAUAGCUUUGACCCCUCUGCCCUUUUCUCUCCCCUCUUGCUUUCUCUCUCCUUUCCGAGCUCUUUCUACAGUGCUUUUGCUUUCUUCCCCUUUUCCAUUGUCAAGCAGCAGCAGCACCAAAAGUGGAAGCCUCUGAUUCUCCCCUCCAUCCCCUCUAAUUUGUUCAGGACAUUAUUCUCUGGAUGGGAAGACAAAAGACACGAGUAAUUGGUCAUCAAUGAAUUGUCUCAAAUCCGAUUUGUUUUGAAGCUCAUUCUUGCCUCUGAUGGCGUCGAAAACGGGUUCGAAACCUUCUGCAAAGCAAAAUAAGGUGAUAGCCGAUGUUAAAGCGACCGAUGCAAGCGAUCUAAGGUCCUUACCUUCACAGGCUUCAUUGGAAAACAAACUUGGUUCAGCUCUCUCUGGAGAUGUAUCAAAAAACUCCAUACAGAGAUCCUCGAAUCGGUCUACCUUGACCGAUGUGUCUAGUGCUAAAUCUUCGAGUUUGAAUCCUAAAGAGUCUAUUGAGUCUUGUACUCAGAAAGUGAAAGAAAGUUCCUCAAAGCCUGGCCCGAAGACGAUGAAAGAAGGAGAUCUUGCUCUUGGUGGGACUCGGGCCGCGGCAGAGGACUCUAUAGAUCAAGAGAAGAAAACAUCAGAAUGUGGGAGUGGGAAGGACAGUUCUGUUUCUGCUGCCAAAGUAAGUGAUGGGACGAACAGUCUUGCCAAGACCAGUGGAAGUGCAAAAAUCAGCGACCGUGUCGAGUUAGUCGAGAGUGGCAAGAGCAGUAUGUGUCGAGGAAGCACGAGUAGCGAUAUCAGUGAUGAAAGUACCUGUAGCAGCUUCAGUAGUAGUAUCAGUAAGCCUCACAAAGCCAAUGACUUGAGAUGGGAGGCCAUCCAAGCUGUACGUGCGAGGGACGGGUUAUUGGGAUUAGGCCAUUUUAGACUGUUGAAGAGACUGGGUUGCGGGGAUAUCGGAAGCGUCUACCUGUCGGAGUUGAGUGGCACUAAAUGUUAUUUCGCAAUGAAAGUCAUGGACAAAGGGUCUCUAGCAAGUCGGAAGAAGUUGCUUCGCGCUCAGACCGAACGAGAAAUAUUGCAGUCUCUUGAUCAUCCAUUCCUUCCCACAUUGUAUACCCAUUUCGAAACCGAUAAGUUCUCGUGCUUGGUGAUGGAGUUCUGCCCCGGAGGAGACUUGCACACUCUAAGGCAGAGACAGCAAGGGAAGCAUUUUACCGAACAGGCAGUGAAAUUUUAUGUAGCAGAGGUCCUUCUAGCACUCGAGUAUCUUCACAUGCUCGGGAUCGUAUACCGAGACCUUAAGCCUGAAAAUGUUCUUGUGAGGGAAGAUGGACACAUAAUGCUUUCGGACUUCGAUCUUUCCCUAAGAUGUGCUGUUAGUCCGACGUUGGUGAAGGGCUCAUGUUCUGAGUCUGAACCCUUGAGAAAGAAUCCUGUUUAUUGUGUCCAGCCGGCUUGUAUCGAACCUUCCUGCAUCCAGCCAUCUUGUGUAGUUCCCACGACGUGCUUCUCUCCCCGAAUCUUUUCUAGCAAGUCGAAGAAGGAUAGAAAGCCCAAGACUGAAAUAGGAAACCAGGUUACGCCAUUGCCAGAGCUCAUUGCAGAGCCUACAGAGGCCAGAUCAAUGUCAUUUGUUGGUACACAUGAGUAUUUGGCACCGGAGAUCAUAAAGGGUGAAGGUCAUGGAAGUGCUGUCGACUGGUGGACUUUCGGAAUCUUUUUAUACGAACUGUUGUUUGGAAAAACUCCUUUUAAGGGAUCUGGGAAUCGAGCCACGCUAUUUAACGUCGUUGGUCAGCCUUUGCGGUUUCCUGAAUCACCAGUUGUAAGUUUUGCUGCUAGGGAUCUCAUCAGGGGCUUGCUUGUCAAGGAACCACAGCAUAGAUUAGCUUACAAAAGAGGGGCAACUGAAAUCAAGCAACAUCCAUUUUUUGAAGGUGUCAAUUGGGCAUUGAUACGAUGUGCUUCACCACCUGAAGUACCGAAGCCUGUCGAGAUCGAGAGGAUACCCUCAACAGCACCUCCAGUCAGUGGAAAAGCUGUAAUGCCUAGACCUGGUCCUGAUUCCAAAUCGCCCGAUAAUUAUCUCGAGUUUGAUUUCUUUUAGUAAUGGUACACAUGAUGAACGGCGUUCUCAGAAAACAGGUUUGAAUCAUUCUGCCGAAGUCGAAGUUCAGUUAUUGAUAGAUGGGGUGAUGAAUUGUACUUGUUUUUGCCUGUCAACAAUUUCAAUUUUCUCUUUGCAUAAGUUAUUGUAUGUACUUUUUGCCA